Aspergillus versicolor CBS 583.65 is the source of this 852-nucleotide messenger RNA. Its product is annotated as ribonuclease P subunit p20 family protein. Gene Ontology annotation, biological process: nuclear-transcribed mRNA catabolic process, RNase MRP-dependent; rRNA processing; intronic box C/D snoRNA processing. Gene Ontology annotation, molecular function: RNA binding. Lineage: Eukaryota; Fungi; Ascomycota; Eurotiomycetes; Eurotiales; Aspergillaceae. The record is from RefSeq and is a predicted model, not a curated record. Bases 1 to 852 code for a protein of 283 amino acids. Gene Ontology annotation, cellular component: ribonuclease MRP complex; nucleolar ribonuclease P complex. The transcript has 2 exons.
AUGCCAUCUUCAAAUAAAACCCCUUCACAGUCGGCAGACCUCCAAUUUGAACGCAAAAACCAUGACAUGGUCAAACUUCCAAAAUACGCCCGCAUUCACAAACGUCCAAUCCCACACGCCCCGGUCGCAUCCCCUUACGCUGGCCCCUCUACUCCUAAAAUAAUCUAUAUCUCCAGUACAACGCCGUACAUGAGCGCCGUGAAGCGCGUACAGAAACUACUCCGACACGCUGAAAAGCGCGCGACGGCGUCUGUUUCCGCGGCUGUUGCGGAAAAGUCGAAGCAGCAGAAACGAACACACGGGAACCAGAACCAGCAAGAAAGACUCCUUGCUGCGCUUGCCAGGGGUGAGGAGCGCGAGCAGCUUAGUAGCGAGGAGGUAUUUGUUAAGGCGACGGGGAAGGCCAUGAAGGUUGCAUUGAGAGUGGGGAGGUGGUUUGAGAGUGGAGGCCGGGAGGCGGAAUAUAAGGUGCGGAUCAAGACGGGGUCUGUCCUUGUUGUUGAUGAUGUUGAGGAGGAUGAGGAGGGCAGGGAUGGAUUUUUGAAAGAGGUGGAAAGGACGAAAGAUGGGCCUGGGGCCGUUCAAGGUGGCAGUGAGAAUAAGGAUAGCGAUGACACGACCAUGUUGACAACGACGACGCUGUCGGGAGCGGGAGAUACAACUAUGAUGACUGAGAAGUCCAAAGAAUCUGCUACGGCCACUGAAGCCGCUCCCUCGAAGCCUCUUUCGAGGUCACAACUGAGAAAAAGGAAAAGGGCUGCCGGUUUGGCAGCUUCGAUUGCCGAGACCGAGCUACCGGAAACGCGGACGAGAUGGGUUAAUUCCGUCGAAGUCGCGAUAUCCCUAAAGUGA